Mus caroli (Ryukyu mouse) is the source of this 1457-nucleotide messenger RNA. Its product is annotated as natural cytotoxicity triggering receptor 1. Gene Ontology annotation, biological process: immune response-regulating signaling pathway. The record is from RefSeq and is a predicted model, not a curated record. Lineage: Eukaryota; Metazoa; Chordata; Mammalia; Rodentia; Muridae. Gene Ontology annotation, cellular component: plasma membrane.
CACUGAUCUGGCCACUGGUAUGCUGCCAACACUCACUGCCCUACUGAGCCUUGGGCUAUGUCUGAGCCAGAGGAUCAACACUGAAAAGGAGACUCUCCCGAAACCCAUCAUCUGGGCCAAACCCAGCAUCAUGGUCACAAAUGGAAACUCGGUGAACAUCUGGUGUCAGGGGGCUCAGAGUGCUUCUGAGUAUCAACUGUACUUUGAAGGAAGCUUUUUUGCCUUGAAGAGACCAAAGCCAUCGAGAUCGAUGAAUAAAGUUAGGUUCUUCAUUUCACAAAUGACCUCACAUACUGCAGGGAUCUACACCUGCUUCUAUCAGAGUGGAGAGCUCUGGUCAAAGUCGAGCAACCCCCUGAAACUGGUAGUAACUGGUCUGUAUGACACACCCAACCUCUGGGUUUACCCACAGCCUGAGGUAACCUUGGGGGAGAAUGUUACCUUCUUUUGCCAGCUGAAGACUGCCACAAGCAAAUUCUUUCUGCUCAAGGAGAGAGAAUCCAACCACAUCCAGAAUAAAUAUGGGAACAUCCAAGCAGAGUUCCCCAUGGGCCCUGUGACGAGGGCUCACAGAGGGACAUACAGAUGUUUUGGCUCUUACAACGACUAUGCAUGGUCUUUUCCCAGUGAGCCUGUGACACUACUCAUCACAGGAGGUGUUGAGAACACCAGCCUUGCACCUACCGACCCUACUUCUUCUCUUGAUUAUUGGGAGUUCGACCUUUCAACCAAAGAAUCAGGAUUACAGAAGGACUCUGCCUUCUGGGAUCACACAACCCAGAAUCUCAUUCGAAUUGGUCUGGCAUGCAUAAUCCUGAUAACUCUAGUAUGGUUUUUGACUGAAGACUGGCUCAGCAAGAGGAAAGAUCAUGAAGAGGCCAACAGAUUAACAAAUUGGGAAUGCAGGAGAAGAUGGAGAAUGCAGCAUUACCUUGAAGAGGAACAAAGAAAUGCAAUAUCUAUGAGGGAACUGAAGGCAACUCCUGGGGCCUUGUGAGCUCUAUACUGUACCCUGGAUAAAGAAAGAGAUCUUUUCAGGAAUGAAGGGGUAGGAGUGUUACCAAGUUUGGCAAAGCAUUCUAAAGGACAUUGUGAGAGGAAGCCUCUGACAGGUCUCACUGUCUCUGCUAAGCUUUAAGUACUUUAACGCUUAUUUACUACAAGUUAUACUUUUGAUCACUCUGGUCUUUCCUAGAAAUAACUACGUUCCAAUGUGAUGGCCAUGGGGAUAUUCCUUUCUACUUUGGGUCUUAUCGUUGUUUCUUUUUCUAAUUGUAUUUAUUUUAUGUUGCCGGGAAUUGAACUCAAGUUGUCUGGAGGAGCAACAAGUGCUCUUAACUACUAAACCAUAUCUCCAGCUCCAUCCUCAAUAUUUUAUAUUGUGUGUGCAUGUCUGUAUGAUGCAUGUGUGUGCACACAUAUGUACAUAUAUCCUAUGCCACUAAAAUGAAGGUCAG